AUGGCUGAUACAUCAGACGCAACUCAGAAGCCUAUUCAAGUCAAGCUGGUUUUACUAGGUGAAGCUGCAGUCGGAAAGUCUUCUGUGGUCAUGCGAUUCGUCAACAACGAAUUUCAGGCCAACAAAGAACCCACAAUUGGAGCAGCAUUCCUUACGCAAAAGUGUCGACUCGAGGACCGCGUGCUUCGGUACGAGAUUUGGGAUACUGCGGGCCAAGAGCGGUUCCACAGUCUUGCACCCAUGUAUUAUCGAAAUGCACAAGCCGCAGUCGUCGUCUAUGACAUAACCAAGGCGGCAUCGUUGGAGAAGGCAAAGUCCUGGGUCAAGGAGCUGCAGCGGCAGGCCAACCCCAACAUCGUCAUUGCACUCGCAGGCAACAAGCUCGACUUGGUUACUGGACAGGCGUCCACGCCCGGCACCUCUGCGGCAGCUUCGUCUGCAGACGACGAGGAUGAGGCGGACGAUGCCACUGCUACGCCCGGUGAGACGGAAGAAGAGGCUGGUUCAGAGAGCCUUCGUCAGGUGCCCAAGGAUGAAGCGAUGGCAUAUGCGACAGAGGCAGGCCUCUUGUUCACGGAGAUAAGUGCAAAGACGGGCGAAGGAAUCGUGGAACUGUUUACGGAUAUUGCCAAAAAGAUUCCGAUAGAGCACAUAUUGGCCUCCCGUGGUGCAGCGGCUGGAGGUGCAGCCAACGCAAACCGUGCUCCAGCAGUCAAUCUAAACGAGACAUCGGACCCGAAGAAUGCCUGUGCAUGCUGA
This is a messenger RNA of Serendipita indica DSM 11827, 759 nucleotides long. The record is from the annotation of a GenBank genome assembly. Lineage: Eukaryota; Fungi; Basidiomycota; Agaricomycetes; Sebacinales; Serendipitaceae.